AUGAACAUCUCUCAUCUUCUGUCCCUGCUGCUCCCGGGAUCCCCGCAGGGUCAAAACAGCAGUAAGUCAAAGGGCACCGUGUACAACUUCUCUGACCACUGCCAGGACUCUGUGGACCUGAUGGUCUUCAUUGUCACCUCCUAUAGCAUCGAGACCAUUGUGGGGGUCCUGGGCAACCUCUGCCUGAUGUGUGUGACGAUGAGGCAGAAGGAGAAGGCCAAUGUGACCAGCCUGCUCAUCGCCAACCUGGCCUUCUCUGACUUCCUCAUGUGCCUCAUCUGCCAGCCGCUCACGGCCAUCUACACCAUCAUGGACUACUGGGUCUUUGGCGAGGCCCUUUGCAAGAUGUCAGCCUUCAUCCAGUGCAUGUCAGUGACGGUCUCCAUCCUCUCGCUUGUCCUUGUGGCCCUAGAGCGGCAUCAGCUCAUCAUCAACCCGACAGGCUGGAAGCCCAGCGUCUCUCAGGCCUACCUGGGGAUCGUGCUCAUCUGGCUCAUCGCCUGCUUCCUCUCCCUGCCUUUUCUGGCCAACAGCGUCCUGGAGAAUGUCUUUCACAGGAACCAUUCCAAGGCUCUGGAGUUUCUGGCAGACAAGGUGGUCUGCACCGAGUCCUGGCCGCUGGCCCACCACCGCGUCAUCUACACCACCUUCCUGCUGCUCUGCCAGUACUGCGUCCCUCUGGCCUUCAUCCUGGUCUGCUACGCGCGCAUCUACCAGCGCCUGCGGAAGCAGAGGAGGGUGUUCCGCAAGGGCACCUACAGCUCGCAGGCCUGGCAGGUCAAGCGGAUCAAUGGGAUCCUUGUCUCCAUGGUGGCCGCCUUCGCCCUGCUCUGGCUGCCCCUGCACGUGUUUAACAGCUUGGAGGACUGGUACCACGAGGCCAUCCCCAUUUGUCAUGGCAACCUCAUCUUCUUGGUGUGCCACCUGCUCGCCAUGGCCUCCACCUGCAUCAACCCGUUCAUCUACGGCUUCCUCAACACCAACUUCAAGAAGGAGGUCAAGACCCUGGUGCUGACUUGCCAUCAGAGCGCUCCCGCGGAGGAGGUCGAACAGCUGCCCCUGUCCACGGUGCACACGGAAGUCUCCAAAGGGUCCCUGAGGCUCAGCGGCAGGUCCAACCCCAUGUAG
Molecule: messenger RNA, 1128 nt
Organism: Molossus molossus (Pallas's mastiff bat)
Lineage: Eukaryota; Metazoa; Chordata; Mammalia; Chiroptera; Molossidae
Gene: NPY4R2
Product: neuropeptide Y receptor Y4-2
Exons: 1
Coding region: 1-1128 (375 amino acids)
Biological process (GO): G protein-coupled receptor signaling pathway
Cellular component (GO): plasma membrane; neuron projection
Molecular function (GO): neuropeptide binding; pancreatic polypeptide receptor activity
Source: RefSeq, a predicted model, not a curated record